Exophiala viscosa is the source of this 972-nucleotide messenger RNA. RefSeq lists its product as uncharacterized. The coding region runs from base 1 to 972 and encodes 323 amino acids. Gene Ontology annotation, molecular function: nucleotide-sugar transmembrane transporter activity; antiporter activity. Gene Ontology annotation, cellular component: Golgi apparatus. The transcript is spliced from 2 exons. NCBI's taxonomy places the organism in Eukaryota, Fungi, Ascomycota, Eurotiomycetes, Chaetothyriales, Herpotrichiellaceae. The record is from RefSeq and is a predicted model, not a curated record.
AUGGAGAAGGACAACGAGAAGUCGGUGGACAUCUCCACCAUCCAAAUCACCCACAAGCAUGUCGACCCAUCCAACUCCUCAGAGAAAGGCGCUCCUGAUCUCCGAACCAAGACAUGCAUAAUCAUCAACAUCAUUGCAACUGUCGCCAUUGUCUACGUCAACAAAUCCAUUUUCUCAGACCCCAAUUUCCGAGAAUGCCAACUCCUCUUCGUGGCAUACCACUUCACCGUGACAUGGCUCACGCUGUUCCUGGCCUCAAGGCAGCCCAUCGGCCUCUUCACCCCAGCCAGGACGAGUCUUCUGACCAUCCUUCCGCUCACGGUCGCCAUGGGUGCUAACGUGGUCUUGAUGAACCUAUCAUUGGCGUACUCGUCAGUUAUCUUCUCACAGAUCGUGCGUAUCCUGCUUGCACCCCUCACAGCCAUGAUGAAUCUUGUCAUCUACGGCGCUCGGAUUCCCAGUCUGGCAGUCGCAGCACUUGUCCCCGCAAGUCUCGGCGUGGCACUGGUAUCGUACAUCGAAGGGGCGGCCAAAGGUUCAGCCACAGCAUCCACAUCCAUGCUCGGCGUCAUCUUCGCCUUCUCGGGUGUGGCCGUAAGUGCGUUGUACACGGUCUGGGUCUCGGCGUACCAUCGCACAUUGAAACUAACCACUGCUCAACUCCUGCUCAAUCAGCUGCCGCUUGGCAUCACAAUACUGCUGGGCACGAGCUUCUUCACCGACAAAUAUCCCGAAUGGACAGAAGUGAGUGGACAGCAAUGGGCAAUGGUCGCAUUGAGCGGCUUCUGCGCCAUGCUCAUCAACGUCUCGCAAUUCUACAUCAUCACAAACGCCGGUCCAGUCAGCAGCACAGUCGUCGGACAUCUCAAGACAAUCCUCAUCAUUGGUCUGGGAUGGGUUGUCAAGCACGAGGCUGUUGGGCAUGAAAGUGCGCUUGGGAUCGCCUUUGCCGUGCUCGGAAUCUUCGGGUAA